AUGACAGUUCGUGGGGAUCGCGGAGGGGAGAACCUUCAAGUUGCUACGCACAUGGUUGUGACAAAUGGCCACAAUCGCGGCUCGUUCUUAUGGGGAUCAUCAACACGGAAUUCUCGUAUUGAACGAUUGUGGGUUGAAGUCAGCACACAAUUUGCACGCCGAUGGCGGGCAUUCUUUACCAGGCUUGAACGACUUCACAAACUUGAUGUUGACAGGCCUGGGCAUCUUUGGCUCCUUAGCGCGCUCUUCUUGAAUGCACUCAACAAUGAUUGCCGACAGUUUCAACAAGAAUGGAACUCCCAUCCUAUUCAUGGUUCUGAUACCAAGGAUCAAAGCCCUCAGGAUAUGCGCCUUCUAGGACAGGCGUCAUUAGGCAUCUAUGAAGAUGAGUUUGAGGGGAUACAUCCUGCAAUCCUGCAGCGCUAUUAUGGUAUUCAUGGCAGAGAGUUGGUCCACGGUCGCAAUCAGACAGGUGCUGGCCACCCAAAUGACGAGUCGGAUGAAUCAGAUGAAGAUAGUAUUAUUGGCCGCAUCGAGCGGGAUCAAGCAAACGAUGUCCAACAUGACGCUGUUGAGGUCGCAGAUGGUAAUACUCCUUUUCAGAAUGAAGAAGAUGAAAAUUCAUUCUUUGAAAUACUUGAGGAGGUCGUCAUGGAUGGUAUUGUACCGGAGGGAUACAAUUUACAGGAGGGUGAAGAUGAGUAUGAUGAAAACACAACUGAACAUCUACGAGUCGGACGACGGAGGGAGAAUUAUGUUGAAGUAUCAAUUAGGAACCUACCACAUACAAAUUCUGCACCUCGCCGGCUUGUUUGUGUCCCAGUCCUCUCUUCCAUCUCACUCGGAAUGUCGAAGCAAGUUUAUUGCAAGGGCAACCCUAACGAAUCAGUAGCUUGCGAUUGCGAAGAGUACUCCGCACCUACGAAUCUUCCAGUUGGCCAAAAAGAGCUUUGUGCAGAAUGUUUGCACAGCAAGAGCAAACAUCCUCGACCCCAACGGCCUGCAUCAGUGGCCGAGCUGUCAGUACCUCCCAUACUAGAUCAGACUUGGAGUACUCCACCAAGGCCCGUCACAACCGCAAAAGAACAAGUUGGAGUGACAGCUAUAUACAAGCAAUCACUCGCUCGGAAAGCCGGACAAGACCUGGAACUCAAAUUCAAUGUGUUGUCCAACAGUCAGAAGACGGCUACCUGCAAGAGGGCAAUAUCCUUAAGACAGGCCAGUUCUUCGAAGCAAGGACAAAUCCGGAUCAAAGUCGGUGCCGUUGCUGUCUUGAUCAAUUACCUUGAUGACAAAGGAGAGUUGAUGAUCACGAUCCCGCCUGUCAGGACAGAGAUGUCAAAGUUUAAACGACGGGGAUGUGCUCACUUUGACGGAGAUCAGUCUGAGAACGACAGUGUGGAUUUCAGCUUUUGCCCAGACUGGACAUUUGAUGAGGUUGAUGCUUACAUUCGAAGACUUUUUCCAAAGGUCUUUGGAUACCUCGACUCUGUAAAGGCAGGUGAUGUAAAGGGGAAGGCCAUAGAUAAUGGAGCAUCUGAAUGGGUGUUGAUUUCGAAAGAGAACCGCAGGCUGAGUGUCGCACCUGACCCAUUUCUGAACGGCAAACAUCUUGAACGGUACAAAGGCAGAAAUAAUGCCCCUCUUCAACAGACAAAUGUUUUUAUUGGUAUCCGGACAUACGUACCUGAGCAUAUUUAUGCACACUGGGAUCCGGACAUGGUCGUUAUUGAUAUAGAUGAUGACAACAGCGACGAUAGUGACAGCAAAUAUCAAUUUAAACUUGAAGAUAGUUUGGAUGACAUAUACAAUGUUCCCAAGAUCACUCGUCCAAAACGCUUGAUGCAGUCCAACGAACGUGAUACACAUCAAGAACCAGCUUUAAAGAGAUCGCGUGGAACUCGUGGUCAACCCAUCGCAUCGAAAAUGGAGAACCAGGUGGCGAAAUCUGUUAAAUUGUUCGGUCCCGACUCUGAUGCAGAUGAUGGCCUCGACACACUGCCAGCUAGUCUGAAAGGAAUGUCAAUCUCACCUCUGAGACGUGCUCCACGCCAGAAUUUGAUGAUGCCAUCAAUCAAAGAUGAAGAACCCUACAUCGACCUCCAAGACUCAGAAGUCUUUACAAACAUUCAGAAUCAUGUGUCCGCAAUGCCGAUACUUAAUCGACCACUCUUCCAGCCUCUCGUUUCAGUUGAGCCCACAUUGAAAGAUAUAUUGCGCGGCCACCCAGAUGUCAAUGAUCCAGUUGUCGCGUCCAUUGCACAACCCUUGGACAACCGACUACUUCAUUGGUUCUAUUAA
Molecule: messenger RNA, 2301 nt
Organism: Suillus paluster
Lineage: Eukaryota; Fungi; Basidiomycota; Agaricomycetes; Boletales; Suillaceae
Exons: 10
Coding region: 1-2301 (766 amino acids)
Source: RefSeq, a predicted model, not a curated record